UCAGAACUCCGGAGUCCGACUCUGGUUAUUCCUCGAUACAACAAAAAAAAACACAACAACAAGAAGUCUCUCUCCGCCCUACUUUCCUUCCUUUUCCUCUUUCGCUCGGAAUGGCAGGUUGGGGUAGCAAGUACACCGCAUGGGCUCCCAGAAUCUACUUCUUUCUGAUUUUCUUGCAGAUCCCUCUCUUCAGCUCUGAAGUUUGCGCACACACAGACACACAACUCCUCCACCUGACAUUACUUAAAUGGGUUCCUUCUCGGUCCGGGAUGUGCACAACACCAAUGGAGGUGACAUCUUCUCAGUUGAUUGCAAGUGAAAUCUUCCCUGCAAACGUAGUGAAGGCCAUGAUAUACCCUGGAGCCGUGGCGCAUGGACUCGUCAAGAAUAUGACAGUACCAAGUUGGAACAACUUAUUCAACAUCUAUAACCUUACUGACGCCAAGGAGUACUCGCCUGUAGCUGACCUGCAGCGUCUAGAGGUUCUUGCAGGAAGCUACUUCUCUGUGGCAGGAGCUCUUGUAGGUCUCCUGAAACCUGGAAGAAUGAGCAUGUUUGGAACACUCCUUCUGAUUUGGGGUCUUGUUAAGGAAGGAAUCCUUGGGAAACCAGUGAACACAGAUCCUGCAACAGCCGUUUUUGUUUAUCCAACAAUGUUAAUUGCACUUGUGUGUGCUUUCUCAUCUAUAAAUUACACAAAGCCCAAGAGAAGUAGCACUGUUAGGCCUGUUGCAAAACCUAUGCCUGGUUCUUCAAAAUCAAAACUAAGAUGAAAUGAUAAUGCUAGUACUGAUGCAAUGGCGUGUACUGUUUAAAUUUUAACCUUCGAAUAUCAUUUUUUUUCACUCGUCACCUUGUGUACCAUGAACUCUACAAUGUAGCUUUAGUUAGAGAUGAUAGAGACGUAGUUAUUUCUGUUUUUGUAUCUGAAAGUUCAACUAUCCUGGAUAUGUCAAAUAUUUGUUACUACUUUUAUUCAGUUCUCUCAAUUUUUCC
Messenger RNA from Papaver somniferum (opium poppy), 996 nucleotides. RefSeq lists its product as uncharacterized. The record is from RefSeq and is a predicted model, not a curated record. The coding region runs from base 111 to 773 and encodes 220 amino acids. NCBI's taxonomy places the organism in Eukaryota, Viridiplantae, Streptophyta, Magnoliopsida, Ranunculales, Papaveraceae. The transcript has 4 exons.